Paecilomyces variotii is the source of this 1976-nucleotide messenger RNA. Its product is annotated as putative RNA polymerase II transcription factor SIII subunit A. Gene Ontology annotation, cellular component: elongin complex; nucleus. Lineage: Eukaryota; Fungi; Ascomycota; Eurotiomycetes; Eurotiales; Thermoascaceae. The record is from RefSeq and is a predicted model, not a curated record. The transcript is spliced from 3 exons. Bases 179 to 1552 code for a protein of 457 amino acids. Gene Ontology annotation, biological process: transcription elongation by RNA polymerase II.
CUAUGCCCGUUAUUGUCUUGUUUCAAUUGACGACAUUCACUAGAUCUUUGCAUAUCAGCCAGCCUUCUUCUUUUUCUUUAUAGAUAUUACGCGAUCUCCCCCCUCGAUUUAUUCUGUCUCACACAAAAUUCUACAUGCCAUCCUCUCUCCGGCUGUCGAGUGUCUUACAACCACCACGAUGGCGCCGCAAUCGCUCUUACAGCUGUGCACGAAGACCGCGAUAAGGAGCGUCAGAUAUCUUAAGGAUAUUGGCGAGCUUCCUUAUCCUCUCGCAAGACCCUUCCUCCUUAAAGUCGAAAGUCCUCAACAGCUGAGAUCGAUCGAACUACAAUCGCCUCAUAUUAUGAAGGACGACAAAGAGCUUUGGAUGGAAUUCAUCAAACGAGAUAUCCCCUCUUGGGAGCAAUUCGAGUUACCGGAGGAGUCCGACUGCUGGUACGACGUUUAUUGCGACCUGCAGGAACAAGUCGCGAGAGAAGUGGACAAGGAUGCAGAAGCGAUGCAUAUGGCCCUUCAGCGGAUCAAUGCGCAGCGUGCUGAGCAAGGCGCCAAGUUCGUUAAUGACAGAUCAGUCCGUCUCCCCAAGGAGCGGCCCACGGAGGCACAGAAGUACGCAAUGUAUGAUCGGAAGAUGGGCGGCAUCGCUCCUGUUUUCGUCUCGACUGUUGGAAAGCCAUGCAUGGAUCCGCUGUCGGCUCCCAGGUGGACCUAUGAAAGGCCAGAUAUUCCUCGGGAGACCAAGAGAGUGAAACCAGCGGGCAUAUUCGCUCCUGUCAAGAGAAAGAGUAAUUUGGCAAUUCCGACCCAUCACCUGAAAAAUAGAGCCUCCCAAAUCAAGCAGGCCCCUCGCUCGCUCGUGGAGCAACACAAGCAACCUGCGCCAUCACGGGUCGUCGGACACAUCAGCACUCCUGUCUCUACUGUGUCUAAGCCAACUACUUCCUUUGCCACGGCAAGGCCAGGUCCCCCUGGUCCUUCAAGUUCGGAUCCAUUGCUGCGGGAGAGAGAAGCGAGACUUAGAGCUCUCACCUCGAAGAAGACGGGUGUGCCUGCCGCAGAGACACCUCCGAAGCCAGUCACCUCGUCUAAGUCGACAAUCAGACCGUCUAUCGAGACACCUACGUUGUUCGCAACUUCUCCGACCUCCAAUCCUGGCAACGCUUCGUCUCCUACUGAGACCGCGAAACCAGUUCUGUUUGCACCGUCCUCUUCAUCUAAAUUCAGGUCCAUCGAGCAGCCUUCGUUCUCCGAACCGGCAGAUUCUGCGCCGGCUGCCGCCUCUCCACCCGCCUCUGCUACCACUUCCACGCCCUCACCUGAGACGAAGAAGUCGGCACGGAAGCGUGCGGGAUCAUUUUCUCCGACGACAAUGGGCCCUUACAGGACCUCAGCUAGUCCGUCUCCAGAGCGCCGGUUCAAACGACCUCUCGAAGGCAACGCAGACAGUGACAUAGGGGACAGCUCCACUUCUCCACAGGCUCGCCCUAUGAUUAUCAAGAAACGGCCUGCCCCGAGCAUCUUCAUCCAGCCUAAACGGAAGAGGGUUGCUUAGGGUGCAGCACACCCGAGUGCACAUUUCCUUAUUCUAAUUCGACACGAAACGAGUGGACGGCGUACGGUUUUCUUCCAUGUUGAUUUGCAAGGCGGGAUUCUCAUCCAAACUGUCGGUUUGCUCAAGCAUUGGUUGCGGCGCAGAGCUAUUGUCGGGUUUCACGAUAUCCCGGGAGCGAUGGUGCAUUCAUUGGUGGUCUUUUACGUUGUCGAUUAUGGAAAUGAUCAAGGGUUUGAGCAUUUUACUUCGAAAUUCUUCUAUGGCGCUCUGGGUGAGGGACGGCUCGUGUAUUUUACGCGUCACGAUUGUUUUAGUUUUUGUUUCAUCAGCUUGAGGGAUUGUCCUGCGGGUUUAUUACGGUUACUCUUCAGCACAGAAGAUGCAUGACGACGAUAUUUCAGCAAUGGAGAAUCUAAACCUCAUG